AGUACAGCACUAAUUAAUUUAUCAGUUAAUUGUUAAUUUUAACUGUUAAGUUAAUCUUUUAUUUCGUAAUCCUUUUAUUCUAAAUUGCUCAAUGAGUGAGAUGUCAGUGCGCAAUAAAUCGUUUAUGAAAAGUAUCUGGUCUUAUAACUCAAUUACUGUCAACAGAAGGAAAAUGAGUUAUAUCAACGAUGGCGGUGGUCAACAAUCCUACGAUGUAAGAAAUCAAAAUUACAAAUACACCAUGCAUUUUUGAACACUGUUAAAAUGUUGAACUCUUUGCAAAGCAUUACUUCCAAACUUACCCGUCAUCCAGGAAAAGCCCAAUUAGGACAGGUGAACAUAUUUUUAAAUAGAUGCGGUGUGAGUAAUGAAGAUUUGGACCAACUUUCAGUAAUUCAUGUUGCUGGUACCAAAGGAAAAGGAUCAACAUGUGUAUUUUGUGAACAACUAUUGUCAUAUAAAGGUUAUCAUACUGGCUUAUUUACUUCUCCACACUUGAUAACUGUCAAGGAAAGAUUUCGCAUUGAUGGGAAAGUUAUUUCUGAAGAUAAAUUUGUGUUUUAUUUUUGGAAUGUAUAUAAUUCAAUAUUAUCUAAACAAAGCUCUGGAGAAAAAUUACCACCUUAUUUUAUGUUUUUAACUAUAAUGGCAUUUAAAAUGUUUAUACAAGAAAAAGUGAAUGUUGCAAUCAUAGAAACUGGAAUUGGUGGUGAAUAUGAUUGUACAAAUGUCUUAAGGAAAACAUCAAUUGUUGGAAUUACAUCAAUUGGGUUUGAUCAUACUACUGUAUUAGGGGAUACUUUAGAAGAAAUAGCUUGGCAAAAAAGUGGCAUUAUGAAGCCAAAUUCUGUUACAAUUGUUUCAAAUCACCAACCUAAAGAAAUAUUCAAAACAUUAAUUGAACGUAGUGUAGAAAAGCAGGCAUCAUUGUUGGAAGCUCCUUCAUUUAAUAUGUAUAAUUGGUGUAUAAAUACAUCACAAAUAGGAAUUUUAAGUUUAGUGCAAGAAAUAAAUGUUUCUCUUGCUAUUCAACUUGCUAAUGCAUGGAUUAAUCGUAAAAAUACUAAUGAAUGGUUAAAGAAAUGUAGUGUUGGAUUAAAUGGUAUAAAGCAAGGGCCAAUUUGGGAAAUUAAUAAAGGUGAUGUACAAGCAUUAAAAGAGGUUAAAUGGCUUGGUCGUAAUCAAAUAAUAAAUGCAUCACCAAAUUUAGCAUACUUCUUGGAUGGAGCUCAUACUGUUGAAAGUAUACAAUUAUGCAGUAAAUGGUACUCAGAUCUUUAUCCAAAAUCGGAAAUAAAUGUUAAAAAUAUUUUAAUAUUCAAUGUGACAGCUCUAAGAGAUUAUGGUACAUUCUUGAAAAUACUGUCUACUGUAAACAAAAUUGAUUUAGUGUUAUUAUGUCCAAUAGUUACAUCUAUUAUGAAUCGCCGCCUGGAUACUGUUGACAUAAAUUAUGAUUACAAUGAACAAUUAGUUAAGUGUCAUAAUAUGAAAAAAUUAAUUGAUUUUUGUAAUGUAGAAGUACUUGAAUCUAUUGAUGAAACUAUCAAGCAUGUGCAAUUUUGCAGCUCCUCUGAAAAGAAUACAUACUUUCGAGUUUUAGUUACAGGUUCAUUAAAACUUGUUGGAGGCGUUUUGGAGGUUCUCCAAUCAUAAUAUUUUUUCCUCAUGAAUAAAUUGCUCAAUUAUAUUUUGAUAUUGUUUUUAGCAUUGAAUAUUAAU
Messenger RNA from Sipha flava (yellow sugarcane aphid), 1722 nucleotides. It is a transcript of the gene Fpgs1, whose product is annotated as putative folylpolyglutamate synthase. The record is from RefSeq and is a predicted model, not a curated record. Bases 265 to 1656 code for a protein of 463 amino acids. Gene Ontology annotation, biological process: tetrahydrofolylpolyglutamate biosynthetic process. The transcript is spliced from 9 exons. Gene Ontology annotation, cellular component: cytosol; mitochondrion; cytoplasm. NCBI's taxonomy places the organism in Eukaryota, Metazoa, Arthropoda, Insecta, Hemiptera, Aphididae. Gene Ontology annotation, molecular function: ATP binding; tetrahydrofolylpolyglutamate synthase activity.